Messenger RNA from Belonocnema kinseyi, 522 nucleotides. RefSeq lists its product as uncharacterized. NCBI's taxonomy places the organism in Eukaryota, Metazoa, Arthropoda, Insecta, Hymenoptera, Cynipidae. The coding region runs from base 1 to 522 and encodes 173 amino acids. The transcript has a single exon. Gene Ontology annotation, molecular function: nucleic acid binding. The record is from RefSeq and is a predicted model, not a curated record.
AUGUUUUUAGAAGCUUCAAAAGAGUCAACCCUUUUAGCUUCGCGUCUCGCUUUGCAUGGCACAGAGUGGCGAUUCAAUCCACCAGGUGCGCCGCACUUUGGAGGAAUUUGGGAAGCGACAGUGAAGUCAGCAAAACACCACAUUCGGCGAGUCAUCGGAGAUACUAUGCUCACAUACGAAGAAAUGAGCACAUUUCUGGUUCAAGUAGAGGCCUGUUUAAAUUCAAAAUCUCUUCAGUCUAUGUCCGAUGAUCCCGAUGAUCUAACAGCUCUUACUCUAGGUCAUUUUUUGAUUGGAGAAUCUCUCAACAGUAUCCCUGGGCCAAGUUACAUUAAAAUUACCUCAAAUCGCUUAUCUCGAUGGCAAUUGUUGCAACAAAUGCGGCAGCAUUUCUGGCAACGUUGGUUCUCGGACUACCUGAAAGAUCUUCAACCUCGCUCGAAGUGGAGGACUCCUUAUCCAUCACUUGAAGUUGGUGAUCUCGCUUUUAUCCGUGAUGAAAAUUCACCACCAACAAAGUGA